This is a messenger RNA of Phacochoerus africanus (Common warthog), 3976 nucleotides long. RefSeq names its product period circadian regulator 3 (gene PER3). Gene Ontology annotation, biological process: negative regulation of transcription by RNA polymerase II; entrainment of circadian clock by photoperiod; circadian regulation of gene expression. The transcript is spliced from 18 exons. Bases 571 to 3630 code for a protein of 1019 amino acids. The record is from RefSeq and is a predicted model, not a curated record. Gene Ontology annotation, cellular component: cytoplasm; nucleus. Lineage: Eukaryota; Metazoa; Chordata; Mammalia; Artiodactyla; Suidae. Gene Ontology annotation, molecular function: transcription corepressor binding; transcription cis-regulatory region binding.
CGCGGCGGGCCCCGAGACUGCCCGGGACCCGGCCCCUAGGGCGAGCGGCGGCGGUAUAGGCGGCGGCUGAGAGCUCCGGCCGGGCGGGGAGGCCUCGGAGCCCGCCAGCGGCGGUUGCUGGGAGCCUGCCUUGCGUUGUGGGGCCGGGAACCUGAGGCGCCCGGAAGUUUGUGAUUCAAGUUGCCGGGUUCUUGGGUGCACGCCGCCGACUCAGGGCGAGCGGGGAGGCCGAGCCUGGCUUUGCAACGGCCGGGACCGGGGACCCUCUCAGGGCUGCACAGCCCGCGAGCCACAGCCUGGUUUCCGGCUACAGUUUCUCUUGACACUUGCCAUCCUUGUUUCCACCCUUCCUGUCCAGGGUGGUCCUCCUAGAAUGGGCAUGUCCAGGACUGUGGAAGAACACUGGCGAGAAAGUGCCUCCGGGUGAGCAAAGAUCAGUAACUGCCGGCUUGUGAUGGGUGACAGUUUUUUCUAGUGCUAUGGCAUGGACCAAAAUAAGAAAUAAAUUUCCGUCGCUGAUUGCAAAGUAAAAAAGAAGCAGGCGACAGACUGAGGGCUGCCAGGCGAACGAUGGAAGCCUGCGAAGAUCUAGAAAUGUCCAGGGGUAAAUCUCAGAACCCCAGGGGGAACCAGCGACCCGAACUUGAAGGACCACAGGCCAGCGGUCCUGAGGCCCUGGGGAAAGACUCUGCGGAGAUGUGGCGCCAGAAACACCAGCUGCAGGGCAAAUACACGGAGACCAGCCACAGUGAACAGCAAGAUCGAGACAGAGUGUUUGAAGAACUUAUCACGGUGGUCCAAGAAAUGAAAACACACUUCCCGUCGGCGAGACACAGCAAACCAAGCACUCUGGACGCCCUCAACUAUGCCCUUCGCUGUGUGCACAGCGUUCAAGCAAACAGUGAGUUCUUCCAGAGUCUCCGGCAGAACAACGGAGCGCCUCAAGCGGAUGCGACCGUGUACCGUCCGGAGGAGCUGGCCACUAUUGCUUCGGAGCACGCUUCCAAAAACACAGAUACCUUUGUGGCAGUUUUUUCAUUUCUGUCCGGGCGAUUAGUGCACAUUUCCGAACAAGCCCCCUCAGUCCUGAACUGCAGGAAGGAGCUCUUGGAGUCCUCGCCCUUCACUGAACUGCUUGCGCCUCAGGAUGUGGGCGUGUUCUACUCGCACACCGCCCACGCCCAGCUUCCUUUCUGGAACAACUGGACCCAAAGAGCCUCGCCGCAUGACCUCGUGCCUGUGAAGUCCUUUUUCUGCAGGAUCCGUGGAGGCAACGCCGGGAAGCCCGAGCGGCCGUACGGCCCGUUCCGGAUCGUCCCCUAUCUGAUCCACCUGCACAGCCCUGCCCGCCUGGAGCCCGAGCCCUGCUGUCUCCUGCUGAUGGAGAAGGUUCGUUCUGGUUACGCAGCUCCUCGAAUCCCAGAGAAUAAAAGGGUUUUUACCACAACACACACCCCAGGGUGCGUUUUUCUUGAAAUAGAUGAAAGAGCAGUGCCUCUGCUGGGUUACCUGCCCCAGGAUCUGAUCGGCACAUCCAUCCUGACGCACCUGCACCCGGAAGAUGCUGCUCUGAUGCUCGCCGUACACCAGAAGGUCUUGAAGCUUGCAGGCCAGCCUCCCUUUGACCACUCACCCAUUAGAUUCUGUUCUCAAAAUGGGGAUUACAUCGUCCUGGAUUCCAGCUGGUCCAGCUUUGUGAACCCCUGGAGCCGGAAAAUUUCUCUCAUCAUCGGUCAGCAUCAAGUUCGAACGACUCCACUAAAUGAGGAUGUUUUUGCCACCAGAAUAAAAAAGAUGAACAGUAGUGACAAAGACAUAACAGAAUUACAAGAACAAAUUCACAAACUUCUCUUACAGCCAGUCCGCGGGGGGAGCCCGGCCGGCGGCGGCUGCGGGAGCCUGGGAAGCAGCGGGUCACCCGAGCAUCCUGUGAGCCUCGCCUCUUCCAGCGGGUCCAGUGGGCGCUGCGAGGAGGAGCCCAGGGCAGCGUCGACUUUGCAGCAGGUCCACGCCAGUGUAGACAAAGUCAAGACUCCAGGUCAGCAGCUCUACAGCGAGUCAAGGACCGAAUCCCCAAAGAAGCAGGUGACAGGGACCCGCACAGCUGGGCCUGGCGAAUUGACUGCAGCAGUGGAUGGAACCCCAGCCUUUGAGCCCUGGACCCUUAACAGACACCCAGCUCCACUGCUCCCAGAAGACUUUAAACACAGAGGCCUCACAGAGGCUGUCCCGUCGGCCCACACGCAGAAGGAAGAGCAGAGUUACGUGGAUAAAUUCCAGGAAAAGGUUCCGUCAUCAUCCUACAGCCUCUGUCUUCAGCAGGAAAACAGAGGCAAAACGAAAUAUGCACAUGGGCAAGGAGAUCCUGUUCCCCCUCCGACCCGAUCCGCUGGUUGCAAGAAGGGGAAGCCCAGGCGAAAGAAGCUGCUCUUGCUGUCGGAGAGCAAGGGCGCCGCGGACAGCAUCUGUCCCCCGCUCCGCCCAGAGGUCCAGGCUGGACAGCCCUGGUGCCCUGCCUCUGCCUCCUCUCCCCAGGCCUCUGGCCUGUCACUCGCAGCUGCAGUGAUAGUUCCCAGCCCGGCCCCUUAUGUGUUUCCAGCUCUUUCCCUCCCAGCCGUGACCUCCGUGGGAGGAGAAGGCGCAGCCUCGGGCCCUGCACCGCCCAGCCCACCCGAGCCGCCUGUCCCCCGUGGCUCGUGGUCCUUGCCUGCUCUCCCCUCUGCUUGCUUAGACCCUUUUAUGAACCUUUUCCUGCAUGACCCCCCCGUCUGUGCUCUUUUGUCACCAUCCUUCGCCUCGUAUCCGUUCUUGGGAGCACCAGGCACCUCUGAACUACCUCCCUCAGUCUCAGCACUGGCUGCAGACCUGGACGCCGCCUCUUCCUUCAUCAGCGAAAGGCCUGGUGAGGAGAAGUGGGGGGCACAGAGUGAAGCGCAUCCCCUCCAUCUCUCAGGGGCCAGCUCCCCGCUACAGCUCAGCCUCCUGCCGGGGGACAUGCCCAGAUCCGGGAAAGCGUCAGGUCCCAUGAGAAGGGAUGUUUGCCCGGAAGCCGAGCGUUGUGUUGGUGGCCCCAGCGGGAAUAAGAACAGCUAUUUUACUGCCAGUGACCUGCCCACAGUAUCACUCCACAAGGCGUCGCCACCGGAAACUGGUUCUGCAGCCACAGGAAGCAGCCGCAGCAAUAUCGAUUUUGCUAGUAGUGAUUCUUCUCCUGAAAUCACCCCAGGUGGGCAGCAGUCUCAGGAUGAACAGAGGAAAGAAACAUUUCCCGGCUUGGUCGAAGACUCCAUCUGGAGAAUGAUAGAGCAAACACCUGAGUGCAUUCUGAUGACCUAUCAGGUGCCCAAGAGGGUGGAAGAAAUCGUACUGAGAGAAGACCUAGAAAAACUUGAAAGCAUGAGGCGGCGGCAGCCACACUUUUCUCACGGACAGAGGAAGGAGCUGGCCGCCGUGUAUGCGUGGAUUCAGAGCCAGACUGUCCCUCAAGAAAGGGACACCCAGAUGACUCCCACCUGUUCUCGUUCCUUUCUGGAGGCUGUGUCCCUUGUGGAAACAAAGAUUCAGCCGGGGAAGCCGGUGCUGCUACAGAGUCCCGUGGUCGGGACCCAGCAGGAGAUGGCAACUGAGUGACUCUGGAGAUCCGCCUGCACCCCGUCUCCAGACCUGCUGGCCAUCUGGACUGCCUGGUGAUUCUAAGCCCCUCGGUCUUAAAUGACCGCAACGUUAGCGUUGAAUGUUAAGGGUUUCCCUGCUUGAUUUUUUUAAUAGACAUCAUUUUUCUGCAGCAGACAUUGUGUAUAGACUAUCUUACGUCUCUUUUUCCCUGAUGUGUUAAAACUGUCAAAUAGACUCUUUUUCUAGUGUAGCUGUCUUCUGAUGAGAUUGGAUGGCCUCUAAAGAGUGUAGCGUCCAACUUUAUUUAAAGCGUUGCUCAAAAUAAAUCAUCAUUGGAAGUAUAGCUGGAAAGCACCCCCAA